Strongylocentrotus purpuratus (purple sea urchin) is the source of this 3826-nucleotide messenger RNA. Its product is annotated as ecotropic viral integration site 5 protein homolog. The transcript is spliced from 9 exons. Lineage: Eukaryota; Metazoa; Echinodermata; Echinoidea; Camarodonta; Strongylocentrotidae. The coding region runs from base 443 to 3124 and encodes 893 amino acids. The record is from RefSeq and is a predicted model, not a curated record.
UAAAUACUAUUGCAAAAUGCUCUUGGAAUUUAUACCUGCCCACUUUUACAUGAGCGCCGGCUAUGAUGUUGUCGACUGAAACGGUAUUUGUGCAAUAUAGUUCAUGUAGUCUACAGUUAAGUUAGGAUGUCUACGCUGCAGUGAUUCUUUCAGACUUCUUCUAGGCCUACAAAAUCAAUAAGGAUACCAACAUGAAAUAACAAGAUGUUGGAAUUUACAAGCUGAUUAAAUUGAAGAGUCAGUACCAAAUGGACCACUUCAUUCAAUCAACAUCUUCCUGAGAUCUCUAACGAAGCAGAGAUUUAUGAAAUGGUACACACCAGCUUACUGCACUGUUUUUACCAAUUGCCAUUUCUAUGACUCUGCAAUCAAUACUCUACUCUUCCAGCUGAAUCCCCAAGCAAUAUAGCAACCCUGAACAGUGUCAUUUUAAGAAGCGAUCAUGUCAAUUGAAAAUGACGCCGGCUCUUCCAUCGGCCCGGGACCAUCUAGUGAAGACGAGAAUGGCAUCGAGCCACUGCAGGGCGGGGCGUCAUCUAUAGGGAAUGAUUCCGCGACGGGUGGGGCUUCCUCGAUAGGGAAUGAUUCCAUGACGGGCGGGGCGUCGUCCUACGGUAACGGCUCGGCUACCGGUGGGAUGGAUUUGGUGGACAGUGAUUUGAGCGAGGACGAGGAGGAUGGUCCAAAAACGGAUCGCUAUGGAUUUGUAGGAGGAAAGCAGUUCACAGGAGGUGAGCUGGGGCUACCGAUCGAGAUCUUGAGGAAACGAGAGCUGAAGUGGUUGGACAUGAUUGAUGAUUGGGACAAGUGGAUGACUAAGAAACCAAAGAAGGUGAGAGAAAGAUGUCGGAAAGGUAUCCCGUCUUCGUUGAGAGGUCGGGCGUGGCAAUUCUUGUGUGGCAGCAAGAAAAUCGUCGAGCAAAACAAGGACAAAUUCUUGGAGCUUGAUGGGCAAGCAGGAGACCGCAAGUGGUUGGAUGUGAUAGAGUUGGACCUUGAUAGGCAGUUCCCGUUCCACGAGAUGUUUGCCAAGAAAGGAGGCAACGGGCAACAGGACCUCUAUCGCAUCCUCAAGGCAUACAGCAUCUACAACCCUCGCGAUGGAUACUGCCAGGGCCAGGCACCGGUGGCAGCCGUUCUGCUCAUGCAUAUGCCUGCUGAGGAGGCAUUUUGGUGCAUGGUCCAGAUCUGUGAACGCUACUUGACGGGUUACUACAGCCCUGGGUUAGAGGCUGUUCAGGUGGAUGGUGAAGUCCUGUUUGGUCUCGUCAAGAAAGUUCUACCUUCGACACACAAACAUAUGAAGAAGCACCGUAUAGAGCCCAUCCUGUACAUGACAGAGUGGUUCAUGUGUCUCUUCGCCAGGACGUUACCUUGGACGUCGGUUCUCAGAGUCUGGGAUAUGAUCUUCUGUGAAGGUGUAAAGAUCUUGUUCCGGGUAGCCCUGGUCCUACUGAAGCAUACGUUAGGUAGCUCACAGCAGCUAGCAGACAGUCCUGGACUCUACGAGACCCUGGAGAAGCUCAAGCACAUUCCAGACUCAGUCGUGCAGGAGGACUUUCUAGCUGCAGAGAUGAUGAAGUUGCGUGUCUUUGAGAAGGACCUGGAGGUGGAGCACUCGCUGUCCCUGGCCAGACGGAAGGCCAUACGGGAGAGGCAGCUGUCCUCCGACAAGGCCGCCGCCAACGCCCGCGACAUAGAGGUCAAGAAGAAGUCCUCCAAGACGAAGAACCCCGCCAAGGAGUGGGAGAAGGAGAAGAAGAAGAAAGAGAAGGAGCGGCUGAAGCAGGCGGACACUGAUUCUAUGAUUAGUGUGCCUCAUUCGCUGGGAGAGGAUGAGGCCGAAGGGGUUAGGAAUGGCGUGGAAGGCGAGGGGACGUUACACAAGGACGACAAGAAGAAGAAAAAGAAGGACAAGAAACAGAAGAGUAAAGAGAAGUUGUCGAUCAAUACGAAGGAAGCGAUGCACAGAAACUGGAGCGAUGACUUGCAUAGUCCGGACAUUGAAAGGGACUAUGAGAUUGUGGAUAGGUUAAGUUCUUACUCGGCAAGCCCUACCAAGAGUGUGAAGAGCAGGAGUACUACAGGCUACUCCGAAAAGGACUAUACCAGCGAGGACGGGCUGGAGGCGCAGGGCAGCAAGAAGAAGAAGAAAGAUAAGAAAAAGAAGAGCAAAGGGAAGGAAACCGAUGUGAUAUCCAUAGGGGAUGAUGCCGCUAGUAUGGUUAUUUCAACAGAAGGACUUACGGACACAAUCGAUAGGAAAAAGAAGAAGGAUAAGAAAAAGAAAAGGGGCAAGAGUAAAGAGAAGGCUUCGUCGGGUGAGGAGAAGGGUGACGAUGUAAUCAGUAUCAUGACAGUGCCGGACAAUAUGAUUUUUGCAGUUGGGAAGGACAAAAAGAAAGAAAAAAAGAAGGAGAAGAAGAGGACAAAAAGUAAAGAUGUGGAGGUCGGAAUGGAUCUUCCCGGGAUGGUAGGAGGACGAGAUGAUGGAAGUGUGGACAAGCUCUCACAAGCAGAUACAGAAUCGAUUAGGUCCUUCUCCAAGAAAGACAAGAAAAAGGAGAAGAAGGAGAAGCAAAAGAAGGGGAAUGACUUGGAAAGAGAGGUGCAGGCAAUUAAGGGGAACGGUGUGAUACGUAAUGAGCAUGCGAGCGACGGCAGUACCUCCUCUCCCGCUAACCUGAGUGACUAUGAAGUUGUGGAGAGGUGGAAGCCGCCGUCCGACAGCUCAAAGCGUGGGUCAGACAAAAGGAAGGGUUUGAUAUACAGCGAGGAAGACAUCCAGAGCCAGUGGGCCGGACUGGCCAACCUGGGCCCCCUGCCCGAGAUACCCAGCUUCAGUGAAAUCAAAGAGCGGAGGAGGAGUCGAGAGCAGGACGAGGAGAGGAGGGUACAACAGAGGCUGUCCCCUCAGUCUGAACCCAGUUCGCAGAUCGGCGACAACACGACGCGGGAAGCAGGGAGUGGGACCGGGAUGCCCCAUUCAUACUCUAAUGGGAUGGAGCCCGAGAGUGGGCUGUCUCGGGUGAACAAUGGAAACAGGGAUACGGACAGUGGUGAAAAGGUGAAGAAAGGUCCCACGAGAGACUAUCACAGUUUUGACUAUGGCACCACAGUAUGAUACUGAUACAAGAGAAAAAGCACUGGAUAGUUGAUUGAUGAUGAAUGUGUGCUAUUUGAAAAUUGGGACGCGUCUUGCCCUGGAUAUGCAUGCAUCAUUGGACAAAGUUUUGGCAAGUCUUCUGUGUUUGUACAGGAUGUAGGUAAUGGCCUCACAUGUGCAAAGAGUGAUGAGUUUAACAUGUACAUUUUAUGUGUACUGGAUGUAUAUGUACAUGCAGUUUAAGUAGGUCUGAAUACCACAAAGUUCUCAUUUUUUAGGCCUCUACGAGAGCUCUAGAGAUAGAUUACGUGGUUAGAAAAUUACGAGUUAAACUAAUGGGUUAGAAACAACUUCAUCAAGUUUUAUUCUAAUUUGUUGAUCUGGGCCAGUCAUUACAAAGAGUUGUUCUGAAUUGUUCGCUUUUCACUCGAGUUUGAAAUUGGCGGUAAAUCUAAGUCACUCUGUUGCAAUAUGAAGAGAAAUUCACACUUUCUGUCAUAUUUUCCCUCAAUAGCCCAGGGGUUGCAUUUGCAUUUUUCUCCAUAAAUGAGGGGGAAACAGGAAAAAAUGAGAAUUCCUUGAACAAAUUUGCAUCAUUAAUUAGACAAAAAUUCAGAACACAGUAGAUAUCAUAAAUUUGACUAUGCAUUAUUGUAAAAUACAUGAUGGGACAAAGACACACCAAUUUUGGUCAAAAUCGGUCAAUAAAUAGCAAAGAUC